This is a messenger RNA of Medicago truncatula (barrel medic), 965 nucleotides long. RefSeq lists its product as uncharacterized. Bases 142 to 702 code for a protein of 186 amino acids. The transcript is spliced from 6 exons. The record is from RefSeq and is a predicted model, not a curated record. NCBI's taxonomy places the organism in Eukaryota, Viridiplantae, Streptophyta, Magnoliopsida, Fabales, Fabaceae.
UUUAACCAAUAGGAACUGUUAUUUAACUAUUGUAUACUUCACCAUUCUGCUCUUCUGCGUUUUCCCCCUGGUUCUUCACCAUUAAGACUUUGAGCCCUUUUCAUUUUCUCCUCAAUCAUCGUCAUCUCACAAGCUCUGCAAAUGGAUGUUGCUCAAAAGCCCGAUUCAAAUGACAAAAAGGAAAAAGUUGCUCAGAAGCCCGAUUCAAAAGACAAAACAGAAGAGGUUGCUCAGUCUAAAGUAGAGAGAGCAGAGAGUUCAAAGCGUACAUAUGAUGAUUGUACUUAUCAGGAAUGUCCGUCUUUGAAUAUCUCACAAGCGUCACAAAUGGAAAAUGCUAAGAAGCCAAAAGGAGAUGACAUAGAGGAAAAGCCUCGUGUGACAAUCAACCCGAUUCUUCUCGAGAUACAAGAAGCAGAAAAGGUAGCUACGAAGCCCCGUUCAAAAGACGAAAUAGAAGAAGUUGCUAAGUCAGAAGUAGAGAACUUAGAAUCCGAAGUUUCUUGGGUUUGUCCUUGGGGUCGCCACUGCCAUAAUGUUGAUAUGAGUACUUAUGUGGAAUGGCCGGACUAUUAUUGUUUUGAUAGCCCAGACGACAAUGAUUGUCUUGAUGACCUCAGCGACAAUGAUGAGAAGGAUGCAGAGUAUAAAGAAAGGUGGGAGAAAUGUUUUCACGUGGGUAAGCUCCCAGGGGAAAAGUGAAGACAUGGGAAAAAGAAUGAGGACUCAGCAAGAGAUAGAGAAGCAGUUUUUAAUGCAGAAGCAGUUUUUAAAGUACUUUUUAUUAUAGUUUUGAAUCAUGUGUGUUGGUGGGUUAUGUUAUGUGUAACUUAUGUUGCCUGAAAACUGUAUUGUCUUUGUUUAGGAUUCUUGUUGACGUCAUUUUUAGAAAACACUGAUGCGAAAUUGUCAUAAUAAUCUUUUUUAGAGAAGACUGAUGUGAAAUUGUUAAAGAUUCCUGGUAA